Oncorhynchus tshawytscha (Chinook salmon) is the source of this 995-nucleotide messenger RNA. RefSeq names its product ubiquitin-conjugating enzyme E2 E1. Gene Ontology annotation, cellular component: nucleus. The record is from RefSeq and is a predicted model, not a curated record. Gene Ontology annotation, biological process: protein polyubiquitination. The coding region runs from base 208 to 861 and encodes 217 amino acids. NCBI's taxonomy places the organism in Eukaryota, Metazoa, Chordata, Actinopteri, Salmoniformes, Salmonidae. Gene Ontology annotation, molecular function: ubiquitin conjugating enzyme activity. The transcript has 6 exons.
GGUUAGAGGUGGGCAUGAACCAUAGACCAUAUAUGAACCUCUCAUUCACCUUGACUUGGUGACACCAUAUUCAGUGAUGCUCCAAAUUUUAUUUUGGCCCUCAUCCGACAUGUGCUUUUUCGUGCAUCUUUUGUUUAAUGUAUGAUAUCAAAAUAUCAAAAAAAAUCCCUGUGCGCCGAUUUGCCUUCAUUAUUGUGAGUGCGCGAUAUGAAUCCACUGCACCCGCGGCACUUCCGUUCCACAGAAGGCGAUUUGCACGAGCACAGGCAGUGGAGAGAUCCAGACACAAAGGAGGAUUCGUGUGUCAGCACCAGCUCUUCGUCUUCUUCCUCUUCCAAUCAAAACAAACCGAAGGACACACCUUGCAAGAAACGGGAGAGCAAAGCCAGUAUGAGCAAGACCUCCAAGCUGCUAUCCACCAGCGCAAAGAGGAUUCAGAAAGAGCUGGCAGAUAUCACGCUGGACCCUCCGCCAAACUGCAGCGCUGGUCCAAAAGGAGACAACAUUUACGAGUGGAGGUCAACCAUCCUGGGACCACCGGGCUCUGUUUACGAGGGAGGGGUCUUUUUCCUCGACAUCGCCUUCACACCCGACUACCCCUUCAAACCACCCAAGGUAACGUUUCGGACGAGGAUCUACCACUGUAACAUCAACAGUCAGGGGGUGAUCUGUCUGGACAUCCUGAAGGACAACUGGAGCCCCGCCCUCACCAUCUCCAAGGUGCUGCUGUCCAUCUGCUCUCUGCUCACAGACUGUAACCCAGCUGAUCCCCUGGUUGGAAGCAUCGCCACCCAGUACACGACAAACAGAGCCGAGCAUGAUAGAACAGCCAAACAGUGGACGAAGCGGUACGCCACAUAGGCCCAUAGAGCACAGCCGUGUGGGGGGGGAUUUCUAUUUCAGAUUUUUAGUACUUUAUUGUCUGGUAUAUUUUUUGGGUUCCUGAUUAAGUUAUCUGUGCAAAUAGGAAAAUAAAGAAAAACAAUGAAACAAUA